ACUAGUACAGCAGACGCCCCGCCUUGCCAUCACGACAACCUCCCACAGAAAUAAUUCUUCUCUGGCUCCGGAUGACUUUUCUUUCCCGUCUCUCAGCUCAGCAGAGCGGAAGGAGCUGACGCAGGUCGGUCCACGCUGCUGGUAAGGGGGGGGACACCGAAACCGAGGCGCCUCCGUAACACAUACCUGUCCGUGUGGCAUGUGACAGUAAGAGAGCGGCUUUGUAAGCGAAGGUAUCGGAAAGCAGGUCGACCUGUAGAGGGGAUAAAGAGCUCUGGUUCUCGGUCUCCCGCCGCCACGGAGAUGGAGAAGCUGUGCGGACCUGAGCGUCCCUUCUGGGUAGCCAACCAGACGCUCCACACAGAUCUACCCGACCUUCCAGAGUGUUUCCAGCUGUCUGUCCUGUCAUGGCUGCCGUGCAUCUACCUGUGGGUCGUCAGUCCCUUUUACCUCUUCUAUCUGAAGAGAAACAACAAAGGUUACAUCAUGAUGUCCAUAAAGAACAGAGUCAAAACGGUGUUUGGUUUGUUCUUAUGGAUUGUGUGUUGGACUGACCUCUUCUACACAAUGCACGAGAAGCAGCAGCCGCCCAUUUACUACAUUACACCGCUGGUCCUCGGCAUGACCAUGCUGCUGGCCACGUUUCUGAUCCAGUUUGAGAGAUUGCGCGGGGUUCAGUCCUCAGGGGUCCUCUUCAUCUUCUGGUUCCUGUCUGUGCUGUGUGCCGUCGUGCCUUUACGCUCCAAGAUCCUGCAGAUCAUCAACCAGAGUGGAGUGACAGACAAGCUGCGGCUAACCACGUUCUGCUUCUACUUCAUCCUGGUUCUCUUGGAGCUGAUCCUCAGCUGCUUCAAUGAGAGACCUCCUCUCUUCUCCAACGUUGUCACCGACCCUAAUCCCUGCCCUGAAGCCACUGCAGGUUUUCUCUCCACCAUAACGUUUUGGUGGUUCACGAGUAUGGCCAUCAAAGGCUACAAAAUGCCCCUGGAGGCCAAAGACCUGUGGUCUCUGAACAAGCGGGACAGCUCUAAGGUGAUGGUGCCCAGACUGCUAAAAGAGUGGGACAAGGAGCAGGCCAAAGCCAAGAGACUUUCCAGUGAUCAAAACAAGUCCAGCCAGGCGUCGUACUCUAAACCCCCGCCAUCGACCACCAACCACGUCGGAGGAAGUGAAACAAGCCCAGAAGAAGUGGAGGUGUUGCUGUCCAAUCAGAAAGCAGCUCCCCACCAGCCAUCCUUCCUGCUAUGCCUCAUCAAAGCCUUUGGACCGUACUUUCUGAUUGGCUCGGCCUUCAAGUGUCUGCAGGAUGUCAUCACCUUCGUCAACCCGCAGCUGCUCAGGAUGCUGAUCGCCUUCACCAAAGACAGUAACGCCCCAAAUUGGCAGGGCUACGCUCUGGCUGUCCUCAUGUUCUUCACAGCCGUCCUGCAGACGCUCAUCCUCCACCGACACUUUCAGUACUGCUUUGUCACCGGCAUGAAUGUACGCACGGCUGUCAUAGGAGCGAUCUACAGAAAGGCGCUGUCGAUAACUAAUGCUGCAAAGCGGUCAUCCACAGUAGGAGAGAUAGUCAACCUGAUGUCAGUGGAUGCUCAGAGAUUCAUGGACCUCACCACCUUUCUCAACAUGUUGUGGUCUGCUCCGCUUCAGAUUGUUUUGGCACUUUACUUCCUCUGGCAGAACCUUGGUCCAUCCGUGCUUGCUGGUGUAGCUGUCAUGAUCAUGCUGAUCCCUUUUAACGCCGUUAUCGCCAUGAAGACCAGAGCCUAUCAGGUGGAGCAGAUGCAGUACAAGGACGCUCGUAUUAAGCUCAUGAAUGAGAUCCUGAACGGCAUCAAAGUCCUGAAGCUGUACGCCUGGGAGAACUCCUUCAAAGAAAAAGUCCUGGCUAUCCGACAGAAGGAGCUCAAUGUUCUGCGGAAGACGGCCUACCUGGGAGCGCUGUCCACCAUGGCCUGGACCAGCGCCCCUUUCCUGGUUGCCCUGACAACGUUUGCUGUGUACGUAACUGUGGAUGAGAACAACAUCCUGGAUGCGGAGAAGGCCUUUGUGUCGCUCUCACUUUUCAAUAUCCUCAGGUUUCCUCUCAACAUGCUCCCCCAAGUCAUCAGCAGUUUGGUACAGGCCAGUGUCUCAUUGAAGCGGAUCCAAAGUUUCCUGAGUCAUGACGAGCUGGACUCAAACGCAGUGGACCGAAAGAACACGGCCACGGAUUUUUCAGUGACAGUUGUCAAUGGGAAAUUCUCCUGGGCCAAAGAAGAUCCUCCAGUUCUGCACAAUAUAAACGUGAUGGUGCCUCAGGGCUCCUUGCUCGCUGUGGUCGGCCAUGUUGGCUGUGGGAAGUCCUCGCUCAUCUCUGCACUGCUGGGAGAAAUGGAGAAACUGGAGGGAGAGGUUUCUAUUCGGGGGUCAGUGGCAUACGUACCUCAGCAGGCCUGGAUUCAGAAUGCCACCCUGCGGGACAACAUCCUGUUUGGGAGGCCCUACAAUGAGCAGAAGUACUGCUGCGUGAUGCACGCCUGUGCCUUAACUCCUGACUUAGAAGUGCUGCCUGGAGGAGACAUGACUGAGAUCGGGGAAAAGGGCAUCAACCUCUCUGGUGGGCAGCGUCAGAGGGUGAGUCUGGCCCGCGCUCUAUACAGCGAUGCUGAUGUCUACCUGCUGGACGAUCCACUGUCGGCUGUGGACGCCCAUGUGGCCAAACACAUAUUUGACAACCUCAUCGGCCCUGAAGGUGUGCUAAAAGGAAAGACUCGUAUUCUUGUGACACACGGCAUCAGCUUCCUGCCUCAGGUGGAUAACAUCAUGGUGAUGGUGGAUGGCAGGGUGUCGGAGAUGGGCUCCUACCAGGAGCUGCUCAAGCAGAAUGGAGCAUUCGCAGAGUUUCUCAGGAAUUACGCCCUGGAGGACAUUGUGGAGGAGGAAGCCACUGAGGAUUUAUUGGAAGAUGAGGAGUUGUUUCCUGAAGAUGCCCUCAGCAAUCACACAGACAUGGUGGACAAUGAGCCAGUAAUCAAUGAGGCAAAGAGGAAGUUCAUAAGGCAGAUCAGUGUCAUAUCAGCAGAUGGAGAGAACCCAAGAAGUCGCUCAGUGAGAAAGCAGCCGUGCAGUCAGAGGAAACAAAGUGAGCUUCAAGAGAAGAAGAAACCACACGAUGCGGAGAAACUCAUCCAGGCCGAAAAAACAGAAACAGGCAGGGUAAAAGCCAAGGUGUACCUGGAGUAUGCUAAAGCAGUGGGACCUCUGCUGUCGGUGUUCAUCUGUUUCCUGUACUGCUGUCAGAGCGCAGCAGCCAUCGGAGCAAACGUCUGGCUUAGCGAGUGGACCAAUGACGCCUCGACAAAUCAGACACAGGAGAAUGUUCAAAUGAGGGUGGGGGUGUACGCAGCACUGGGCAUUGCACAAGGUGUGCUGUUGUUGGUUAACUGCCUGUUGUGCCGGGGCUACAGUAUGCUGCUGGCAGCCAAGCUCAUGCACCUCAACAUGCUUCAGGGGGUCCUGCGAGCUCCGCAGGCCUUCUUCGAGAGCACCCCCACUGGGCGGUUACUAAACCGCUUCAGCAAAGACGUGGAUGCUAUAGACUCCCACAUCCCAGACAAUAUUGACAUAUGGAUGCGCACUUUCUGGUACACACUGAAUGUGCUGCUCAUAUGCUCUGCCCUCACCCCAAUGUUCCUCAUAGUCAUAGCCCCAUUAAUGGUGUUCUAUUGGUGGGUUCAGAGAUUUUAUGUUGCCACGUCUCGGCAGCUAAAGCGUCUGGAGUCAGUCAGCCGCUCUCCCAUAUACUCCCAUUUCUCUGAGACCGUCACUGGCUCUAGUGUAAUCCGAGCCUAUGGUAGAACCUCUGCCUUUGUUCUGAUGAGUGAUAUGAAAGUGGAUGAGAACCAAAAGAGUUACUACCCUGGUAUAGUGUCCAACAGGUGGCUUGGUGUGCGCAUUGAGUUCAUUGGAAACUGUAUCGUGUUGUUUGCUGCUGUGUUCGCUGUGACUGGAAAGGCGAGUCUGGACCCCGGACUUGUGGGUCUGUCAGUGUCCUACGCUCUACAGGUCACCAUGUCUCUGAACUGGAUGGUCCGGAUGUGCUCUGACCUGGAGAACAACAUCGUCGCCGUGGAGAGAGUGAAGGAGUACUCUGAGACCAAGACCGAGGCCCCCUGGGAGGUAGAGGACAAGAAGCCCCCUCCUGAUUGGCCCCAGUUGGGGAACGUGGAGUUCAGUGACUACAGCGUUCGGUACAGAGAAGGACUGGACCUCGUCCUAAAGAAGCUCACACUGAGCGUCAAAGGAGGAGAGAAGAUCGGUAUCGUAGGCCGUACAGGGGCAGGAAAGUCCUCCAUGACUCUCUGCCUCUUCAGAUUGCUCGAAGCAGCUGCUGGAGAGAUCACCAUCGACGAGGUGAAGAUAGCUGAGAUUGGCCUUCACGACCUGAGGUCCAAACUCACCAUCAUUCCACAGGAGCCUGUCCUUUUCUCAGGCAGCUUAAGGAUGAACCUGGACCCCUUUGAGAAAUACAAUGAUGAAGAGGUGUGGAAAGCUCUGGAACUUUCUCACCUACACAAGUUUGUGAGCAACCAGCCGGCCAAACUGGAGCUGGAGUGUUCAGAGGGGGGAGAGAACCUCAGUGUGGGCCAGAGGCAGCUGGUGUGUUUGGCUCGAGCUCUCCUGAGGAAGACGAGAAUCCUCAUCCUGGAUGAAGCCACAGCUGCUAUCGAUCUGGAGACAGACGAUCUCAUCCAGUCCACUAUUCGGACCCAGUUUGAGGACUGCACUGUCUUCACCAUCGCUCACAGACUCAACACAAUAAUGGAUUACACAAGAGUGCUGGUGUUGGACAAGGGACAGAUAGCAGAGUUUGACACUCCAGCAAACCUCAUAGCAAAGAGAGGAAUCUUCUACGGCAUGGCUAAAGAUGCAGGACUGACACAGUAGAGCCGCCUUCUGUCUCCACGUUAAAACCAGCCUUUAAGAUCAGCUCAUUCGGUCUGACUUCAUGUCAGAGCUGGCGGUGGAACUUUGGUUUUUGAGGGCACUUGCUGCUGGUUUUGAAAUCGCCUGGACUCCUUUGCAGACUUGGAUCAAUUAGAAGUUGCAGCCAUGUGUAGUGUUUGAGUGAACCACAGCAGGACAUUUACUGUACAUAAUGUCUGUGAUUGAGUCUCUGGCACUGAUUGUAAUGUCCAGUGUGGCAUCAGCAUCCCUUCAGCAUCUAAAUAGAAAUGUUAAAACAAGCCAUAAGUGCAAGUACUAGUUGAUCCAUGUCUGUGUUUAGUGCCUUCUGCCAGUGGGAUGAAGAAAGCCAGUGAAUGUAUCAUUUUAUAAUCGGCUGUCUGCUGCAAAACAACAAAAUCAAGAAAAGGAGGAACUUUUUUAUUUUAUUUUUUCUACAAAGAAAAAUGCAGUGCCACUGUACUUUCCUCUUUAAAAAGCAUCCUUUGUGAUAAACCCACUUAUUUUUGUACUGUACCGUUAUUUAAGCUACUUUUUAAAGAAUUGUUUCAUCUAGGGAAGUUUGCUCAGUUAAAUAUGUGAUUCUUUUGUGAACCAAAUCUAUAAAAACUUGAAUUCUGUACCACCAAAAUAUGAACUAUGAUAAUGCCUUUAUUAAAAAAAAGGAAAAA
Messenger RNA from Cheilinus undulatus (humphead wrasse), 5618 nucleotides. RefSeq names its product ATP-binding cassette, sub-family C (CFTR/MRP), member 3 (gene abcc3). Lineage: Eukaryota; Metazoa; Chordata; Actinopteri; Labriformes; Labridae. Gene Ontology annotation, biological process: transmembrane transport. The coding region runs from base 304 to 4929 and encodes 1541 amino acids. Gene Ontology annotation, molecular function: ABC-type transporter activity; ATP hydrolysis activity; ATP binding. The record is from RefSeq and is a predicted model, not a curated record. Gene Ontology annotation, cellular component: membrane. The transcript has 31 exons.